AUGACAUCGAAAGCUCCAAUUAAAUUGUCAGAAUAUCCACUUCGCCCAAAUUUUGGUUCCUCAGGACGUCUUAUACAAAUUAGGGCCAAUUUCUUUGAAGUUAUAAGCUUUCCUGAUUUUAAUGUUUACCAGUAUGAUGUCAACAUUAGUCCUGAAGUUCCACCAGGUUUAAAUCGUAGAGUUUUUAAGCAUUUGGAAAGUCUAGGGACUCUUGGUGGUGUUAAGCCAGUUUAUGAUGGCCGUAAUAAUGCUUUUACAAUCAAAGACCUUCCAUUCGGAGAUGCAUUAACUAUAGGAAUUACUCUUCCUGAUGAUAAUCAAGUUCAAACUUCCAGACGACCCCCCAGAAAUUUUACAAUAAAGAUGAGAAAAGUUGCAGAAAAAAACCUCGAAGAAGCAAUUCGUUUUGUAAAUGGAAAAUCUGCACUGUCAAAUAACGUUUUAACAGCUAUUACUGCAUUGGAUGUCUUGAUUAAUCAAGUACCAUCAAACCAGUUUAAGGCUAUUGGACGUAGAGCAUUUUAUUCACCGGAAAACUCUCAACCUUUAGAUGGAGGUGCUGAAGUUUGGUCAGGAUACUGGCAAUCCUUACGACCUGGUCAAGGUCGAUUUUAUAUUAAUUUUGACACAAGUGCAACAGCAUUUUAUGAAGCUGGCAAUCUUGCUGAAAUUAUAGCAAAAAUAUUGGGAGCUCGUAGAGUAGAAGAUUUACGACGUGGUAUCAACGAGAGAGAUCGUAAUAAAUUAGAAAGAACAUUAAAAUCGUUAAAAUUUCAUGUUACGCAUAGAGGUCAAAACUUUAAACGUAGAUAUAAAAUUAAAAAACUAUCUGAUAGACCAGCACAAUACAUAACUUUUGAAAGAGAAAAUCAAGACCAAAUUAAUGUUGUCGAAUAUUUUCAUGCAAAAUAUAACCUUAGAUUACAAUAUCCAUUUUUACCAUGUGUAACCACUCAAAAUGGCUCCUAUUUUCCGCCAGAAGUCUGUUAUGUUGAACCUGGACAAAGAAUCACAAGGAAGCUCACUAGUAAACAAACAGCUGAUAUGAUCAAGUUUACCUGUCAACCUCCAAGUUCUCGCCAAGAAAAAAUACAAAGAGGAUUUGAGUCAUUAAACUAUGAUCAAAAUGAUUAUUGCAAACAAUGGGGAUUAAGAACAUCUAAACAAAUGGCUAUGAUAGAGGCCCGUGUACUACCUUCCCCUAAAGUGGCAUAUCAUCCAUCUAGUCGUGAAGCAAGUUUUACUCCUCAACUCGGAAAAUGGCAACUUGGUCCUGGGAAAAAGAUGUUACAGGGAGCAACUUUGGAAUCAUGGUCUGUAGUGGUAUUUUCCAACCCCCAACAUGUCAAGAUAGAAGUUGUACAGAAUUUUAUUCGUGAAUUGACAAAAACAUUAUCAGAAAAUGAUCCACCAAUAUUUCAUGAAAAUAGUCAAAGAAGUACUGAAGAAGCUAUCAGGAGAGCAUAUCAAGCUGCUGGGAAGGCAACAAAUAUAAAACCACAAUUAAUUAUUUGUGUUUUACAAACACGUUCAAAUUUGUACGACGAAAUAAAGAGGGUCGAAGGUACAAUAUUAGGUGUUCCAACACAGGUAGAUAAAUAUAUAUCUGUGACGUAUACGCAUUAA
Entrophospora sp. SA101 is the source of this 1626-nucleotide messenger RNA. NCBI's taxonomy places the organism in Eukaryota, Fungi, Glomeromycota, Glomeromycetes, Entrophosporales, Entrophosporaceae. The record is from the annotation of a GenBank genome assembly.